Molecule: messenger RNA, 2682 nt
Organism: Aspergillus ibericus CBS 121593
Lineage: Eukaryota; Fungi; Ascomycota; Eurotiomycetes; Eurotiales; Aspergillaceae
Product: SWI-SNF complex subunit
Exons: 2
Coding region: 131-2542 (803 amino acids)
Biological process (GO): chromatin remodeling; regulation of transcription by RNA polymerase II
Cellular component (GO): nucleus; SWI/SNF complex; nuclear chromosome
Molecular function (GO): transcription coregulator activity
Source: RefSeq, a predicted model, not a curated record
UGACCGAGCUGUGCAUUUCCAGUUACCUAUCCUCGCCGUGUAUUUCACCUCUGAACGCUGUCCGUGCAAGUGACGUCUGUUUUGCCUCGCCCGACACGCCAAGGACGACCUCGGAAUAUACCGCUUCCCGAUGAUGCCCUCUCCCAACCUUUCCCAGUCGGGACAGCUCCCAGUUGAUGCUCCGGCGGACGAAUUCCAGAAUGGUUCCGGGAUGUCGAACAUAAGUGGGGAUUACCAUGGCGUUGUCGCGUCCGACCCUUCCUUGGGACAAGGGGUGGGCGGAUCUGACGUGAUCGCGGAGGGGAAACAGAAUGCGAAAGCUGUUCUUGCGGCAUCAGGCGUAUCCUUGCCGUCCACCGAAUCGAGUCAUGACGCGUCCAAUGGCGCCUCUUCGCAGCCGAGCAGUGCCAACGGGUCCGCAUCGAGCAAGAAACGAUCCCGGGACGGUUCCGUUAUCCAACAACCAUCUGCCGAUGGCCUCCCCGUGCGCGUACGUGAGACACCAGCCGAGAAGAUCCUUCUUGAGGACUAUGUCAAUCGGGAAUUCCAUCAUUCGGCCAUGGCAGCGUGGCAGAACCCCAGUCAGGAGCUUCUGCAGCAGAAACGCGCCGAGCGCGAUUAUUUCUUGGCAGUACGGCGCGAAAACCACAUGAAUCCAGCCGCUCUCUAUGGCGUGGGCUACGAGGGCUUCGGAAAUCAACGUACCGACUUGCGAAAUCAACAUCCACAGCUGUUGUAUCCAGCAAAUCGACGCCGCCCCGGCAAUCGGCGGACUAGGGAACUCCGAAUCUCGCGCAAGGAUUUGAAGGCUCAGAACGAACAAAUCGAAGACCUGGUGCCAAUCCGGUUGGACAUUGACUGGGAGAAGAUUAAAAUCCGCGAUACAUUCACAUGGAACCUUCAUGAUCGCGUGGUUUCCCCCGACUUGUUCGCGGAGAAGCUAGUGGAGGAUCUCCGAAUCCCUCUUGAGACAUGUGGGCCGCUGGUACGAAUGAUCUCACAAAGUAUCCAGGAGCAGCUAUGCGAUUAUUAUCCUCAGAUCUUCAUGGAAGAAGAGCCGCUAGACCCCCACCUCCCCUACAGCGCCUACAAGAACGAUGAAAUGCGCAUCCUUGUCAAACUCAACAUCACGAUCGGUCAGCAUACCCUGAUUGACCAGUUCGAGUGGGACAUCAAUGACCCUCACAAUUCUCCCGAAGACUUUGCAGCACGCAUGACCGACGACCUGUCUCUUUCCGGCGAGUUCACGACGGCAAUCGCACACUCCAUCCGCGAACAAUCCCAGCUCUUCACCAAAUCCCUCUACAUUCUCUCUCACCCCUUCGAUGGACGUCCGAUCGAUGAUCCUGACCUGAAGACCGCAUUCCUUCCCACUCCCCUAACCUCCUCCUUUAGGCCCUUCCAGGCGGCGAAGGAGUUCACGCCCUACUUGUAUGAAUUGAACGAAACGGAGCUCGAGCGGACCGAGGUGUCGAUAUCGCGAGACCAACGUCGGCAGAAACGGUCCGUCAACCGCCGCGGUGGGCCCGCGCUGCCCGACUUGAAGGACCGUCAACGAACCAUUCGGACCCUGGUCGUCUCGACCGUCAUCCCUAAUUGCGCGGCUUCCCUAGACGAGAGCAAUGUCUACAAGCGGUCCGGCUCAAGCCGUCAUAGACGCGCCGCGGUCGGACUUCGUGAUACUGGAGAAGAGUCGGACGAGUCGGACAGUGAUGAAUCCUCAAUAACUGGGUCACCUGCGAUUGGGCCUCAUUUGGCUCAAGGCACCGCGCGUACGAGAGGCAUGAGGGGAGCUGCCAGCGCAGCCCAUGCGGCGCUACGGGCGAGUUUGGGCCAGUCUGCCACGCCCGAGCCGCAUAAUGAGGCGAGGGCAGCCAGUCGGAGGCGCGAUUAUCGCGAGGAGAGCGUUGUGGAAGAGCCAGAGAAGUUGAUCGUGAAGGUCAAGAUCUCCAAGGAUAAGUUCCGACAGUUCAUGACACAUGGGAUCCAGUCAAUACAGGGUCUUGCAACACCGGCGGCGCAACCGCCGUCGCAGCAAAGUACCCCCCAAGUUCAGACUCCCACCCCCAACCCCAUGGCUCCGCCCUCCGCUCCUCAGUCUGAGGUCCGGGUUCCCGGCGUGCCUCCUCCCGGACAACGACCAGUUCCCGCCCAACAGAUCGGAGCUGUAGAUGCUCCUCAUCCCCCUCAGCCAGGAGUCCCCGGGCCCCCGCCUCCAAGUUGGCUUGCAGCGGGACUAGCACGGUUAAAACUCUCCUACCCCAACGACUCUUUCGAAGGUGUCAUGCGGUACACCGCUGUUGAUACGGAAACCAUGCUGCCAGUUGCAAACUCCAACAGCCAGCCCGGUCACAAACUGAAAUACCAAUACCUCCCGCGCAUUCGCUGCCACGACUGUCCGGGCAAGCUGUACACCCCGGGCCCUGGCACGACCGUUGACAACUUCGAAGUCCAUCUCCGGAACCGCCAGCACAAGGAGCGCGUGGAAGAGCGGGUCGCGAAGACGACAGCAGCCGCAACAGCCGGGGGCAACGCACCAUAGUAAUUAACGAGUGAAUGAUGGAGCCGGGUUUUGUUUUCUACCUCAUCUUCUUCCGCAACAAUGUAAACUUUACUCUCCUUUUUUUCCUCCCUUGUUGCGUUCACCAUUGGUACCGAUUGACCUCUGGUUCCAAUCAUUGA